AAGUUUCUUUUGUUGCUUUUUUUUUUUUUUUUUUUUCUGAGAAAAUAUCAUUAAACGUGUUUUUAAGGACAGAAGAAAUCAGUGGAAAUUAACCUUCAGCAGUCUCACCUAUUGUGGAAAUCCACCCCCUCAACCUCCUGUGGUAGUUUCAGGUUAUUAGAACCUAAAUGUUACAUUCAGCUAUUUCAUAUACCACUGUUUCCAUGUUCCUCCCACACGUCAAGUAAAAAGGUUAACUCUUGCCAGUUAUGUGUUUUUGCUUCCAUGACAGAUACCGUGAGUAGCCUGUCAAGCGGAAAGAAGAAAAUAUUUCUUGAAAAUUUCUAAGUGGUUGUUUCAUGAUAUUUUAACUCUUCUGAGAAUCUCAGUCCUUUUGUGAUAUAUGCAAAGACAACAUAGGUGGAUGAACUUUCACUGAAACAUAUAUUUAGAGUUAUAUUUUGUGCUGUUGACCAGGUUAUCCCACUACGGUCCGCAAGUUAAUGUGAGUACAUCCUUCAGAUUUUUUUUUUUUUUCUUCCCCCUGUAUUCUUGAAUGACUUCUAAAAUCGAGAAAAAGAUAAUGCUCUUUAUUUUUUGCUAAGCUAAUGCAUGGGCUUAACAACUCUUCUUGCACUACACACUAGCAAGGCAAGGGGCCUUCAUUAUGCUCAUAUCUUGGGGAGAGAAUAUCUGUUCUUACUGGAGGAGGGUAGGCAGUGCUCUUCCCAUUACUCUUAUGACCUUUGCAGACAAAAGUAAGUUGUGUAGAAAUUUCUAGUCAUUGUUAGCAGCUGUUCGGCACUGCUUGAGAUUAAUACUGUAGGGAUGCUAAGUUUAUGUGGAUGGAUGACUUCUUGCUACCGGUGUUCCAAGGACUGUUGCUCACAUAUGGCUUUGAUCAGAUGACAUGUUUCUUAAAAUGCCUGUGUCAUUUUAUGUACUAAUUUUCCCAACAUUUUUGUCUCUGGUUACAGUGAACCACUGUUAGCAAUAGAGAAUUUUCCCUAGUGGGGAAUUUUCCAGUAAUGGGGAAGUGUCCUCAAGAGUUACAUCAACAUUUAAGUUCUGUCACAAGAAGUCUUUGGGCAAAUAGUUCUGUUUUUCCUGUCAUCUUCAUUUGAUUGUGAGGGAAACAUACAGCAACAAUAAUGAAGAGCACUUUACACAGUGAAUAUUGUUUUGCUUUUAUAAAAAGGUGUUUGCCAUAGAUGUCAGAAGCCAGUAGGAGAAGAGAAGGGGCACUGUGGUAGGUUCUGUAAGAAAAGUAAUGAGAAGAUUGCAGCUUUGGUAAAGAUCUUUGAUUGGCAUCUAGGUCUCAAGCUACUUCAACCGAUCCAGCCAGGGGAUCCUUCUGCUCAAGGUGAAACAGGAGAAAGGUUCUGUCUACAUCAUGGAAAAGCCUUUUCUUCUGUAUGUAUUUUUAUUCUACUGGCAUUUCAUAAAUGCUUUAUUCACAGUUGAAGCUCCCCAGUCACUCUACACUGUGGAACAUGGGAACAAUGUGACCAUGGAAUGCACAUUUCCAGUGAAUGGGAAAUUAAAGUUCAGAGAUCUAAGUGUCAGCUGGGAAAAGAAAGAUGAGUUAAAGAAGCAGGUUUAUGUACUUCUUAAAGGAGAGGAAGAUUUCAAAAGUCAGCACAGUGACUUCAGGGGAAGAAUAAAACUGUUGAAAGAGAAUCUGAACUUGGGACGAUCUCUGCUUCACAUCACUGAUGUGAAGCUCAGAGAUGCAGGGUUUUACCGCUGUCUUAUUGGCUACGGGGGAGCUGACUACAAGACAAUCAAUCUGAAAGUUAAAGCUCCUUAUAGAACUAUAACCCAUGGAGUGGUGAGCACAGGAGACGGUGAAUGGAAGUUGACAUGUCAGUCAGAAGGAUACCCACAAGCUGAAGUGAUAUGGCAAAACAGACAAUAUGAAGAUUUGACUGAUAAGGCAAACACAAGUUAUGAAACUGGAAGUGACCAGCUGUAUCGUGUGACAAGUACUCUUACAAUCAAAAGUAGAAUUGAUGAAACUUUUUACUGUAUAUUCUGGAAUAAAGAGCUGCAAGAAAAUACAUCUGCCACUUUACACAUAGCGGAUUCAGCUGGUGAUGUUCUGUGGACUGAGAGCAGACGCUUUGUUGGAGCAAUUCUCAUUGUGACUGCUUUGUUUGGAUCAGUGCUUCUAUUUAUGCUCUGCGUAAGAAAAGCUAGAGCAAAUAAGGACAACAGAACACUUGUGAUUAGUUCAUCAAUAGCAAAGCUAUCAAAAGAUAAGGAUACACAUGACUGCAGAGAUGCUUCUUUGGAAGAUAAAGAGUUGAAAUAUAUGCAAAUUGAGAAGACCUAAAGAAAGCAGGGGAAGCUUUUUUCUUCUGUGGUGAAGGUUUGACAGCUCAGACAUUCUGUGUUCUGUCUAUUAAAGGGGAUAUUAAUUUUUUGUUCUUAUCUGGCAUGGCAGCCUUCUUCUAUAUUAUUGUAACUCUGUAAAAACUGCAAUGAAUUUAACAGAUUUAUUAUCGCAUAAACAGUCCUUGGAUUCAGGCUUCUGUAUAUGUGACUAGGUACAGAGGUAUUUAUUUAAAUAUCCAAGUUUCUGCUUUCUCAAGUUUAUGCACUUUCCAAGACAAAAUAUCUUUAAGGUAAAGCACUUUAGGUCUAUGACCAUCAUGAAUUUCAUAGCUAGUUCUUGAAUAGGCCAUCUUCGGGGUUUGUUUGUUUGUGUUUUUGUUUUGGUUUUUUUUUGUUUGUUUGUUUUGUUUUGUUUUGUUGUUUUUUUGUUGUUGUUUUUGUUUUGUUUUGUUUUUUUUUCCCUUCCUUUCUUUUUUCUGUCCUCCUCAGUUGAGCUCUCUGUUUCCUGCAAAGCUUUUGUUUUCCAGCUUUUGAAGAAUUUUUUUAUACUUUGAUCCUCAUAAGAGUGUAACAAGACAAUAUGCCAUACAGGCAAGGCAUUUUCUGUAGAUCUUAAAAAAACAGAUACUCACAGCUAAGCCUGAAAUAAACGUAACCAUCUUGGCAACCGUAGUUUGGAAAUUAUUAGAUAAUAUGGAGCUUCUUGAUCUCUUUCUCUGAAAAGUGUUUGUGGGAUUUAAUUUCCUUGUGAUAUAGUUGGCACUAGUUGGUUACUGCCCAUUACUGUUCUGAUGUACAAUUUGGGGAUAAUGCAACUCUUCAGACAUUCAGGAAGAACAGCUCUUGAUUUGCACUGCCUUUUUGUUCAUCUUGGGAAUAGAAGAAAGAGAACCUUCUCACUUCUAGGAUAUGAAAUACAUGCUCCUGUGACUACUUAAGAAAUGCUGAGGGAACAUGCUCCUGGAUCCCAUUUCUUAAGCUAUUGCUUUGUAACAUUUUGCUAGGUGCAUAGGUUUUUUGGGGGUUCUACACAGAUGAAAAUUAUUUAUUACAAUGCUAUUCACAAUUAUUUUUUUUUU
Molecule: messenger RNA, 3395 nt
Organism: Tyto alba (common barn owl)
Lineage: Eukaryota; Metazoa; Chordata; Aves; Strigiformes; Tytonidae
Gene: CD274
Product: CD274 molecule
Exons: 8
Coding region: 1373-2314 (313 amino acids)
Biological process (GO): cell surface receptor signaling pathway; immune response; negative regulation of T cell proliferation
Cellular component (GO): external side of plasma membrane
Source: RefSeq, a predicted model, not a curated record